AUGCCGAACAAGCCGAUAUUUGUCGCUACGCAUCCGCGGGCAUGCUCAACUGCCUUUGAGCGGGUCUUCAUGACUCAGCGAGAUACCAUACAGUGUGUCCAUGAGCCAUUCGGCGAUGCAUUCUACUACGGUCCGGAGCGCCUUUCCGGCCGAUUUGCCGACGAUGAACAAGCACGUCUGGAUAGUGGAUUCGCCAAUUCGACUUAUAGCACCGUGAUGGAAAGAAUCGAGCGUGAAGCUACUGAGGGAAAGCGGGUUUUCAUCAAGGACAUCGACCAUUACCUGCUUCCGCCAAAUGGCCAGCCCGCCAGCACCGCCCCAUCUCUACUGCGCACUAAGCGUGGUGUCGGGACCAACGGCGUUACACACGAGGCCAACGGUGUGAACGGUCACACCAAAGGCGUCAACGGCGUAAACGGUCACCAUGAAACCAGCGGCCAGACCAACGGCCAUUCCAAUCGUACCGCCAACGGUCACACCAAUGGAACCUCAAAGGAACCCUACCCGUACGACACGCCCACCGAGCCGGGAAACCCAACCGUAAUGCCACGCGAAAUGCAAGAACAGUUCCAUUGGGCUUUUCUAAUCCGCGACCCGCACUACAGCGUCCCGUCGUACCUGCGGUGCACAAUCCCGCCUCUGAGCGAGGUAACCGGGUUCCACAACUACGACCCUCUGGAAGCUGGGUACGACGAGCUGCGCCGGCACUUCGACUACCUGCGGGAGACAGGUCUGAUCGGGCCUCGCGUGGCGACACGUCCGGAGCUGGGCGGUAGCGAUAAGGCGCAGGGGGUUGAGAUCUGCGUGAUUGAUGCGGAUGAUAUGCUCGAUGAGCCGGCAAAGACUAUUGAAGCUUUCUGUGGUAGCGUUGGGUUGCCGUAUAAGCCCGAGAUGCUUUGCUGGGAUAAUGAGGAGGAGCAUGCCGUUGCGAGGAAUGCGUUUGAGAAGUGGCGUGGGUUCCAUAAUGAUGCUAUUGAGUCCAAGGCUUUGGUGCAGAGGGAUCAUAAACGCACCAUCAAGACCGAGGAGGAAUUCGACGCUGAGUGGGUGAAGAAGUAUGGCGAGGAACAUGCCACUUUGAUCCGCCAGACUGUCGACCGCAACAUGGCGGACUACCUGUAUCUCAAGUCAUUCGCCAUGAAGGUCUAG
This is a messenger RNA of Penicillium bovifimosum, 1149 nucleotides long. RefSeq lists its product as uncharacterized. Bases 1 to 1149 code for a protein of 382 amino acids. Lineage: Eukaryota; Fungi; Ascomycota; Eurotiomycetes; Eurotiales; Aspergillaceae. The transcript is spliced from 4 exons. The record is from RefSeq and is a predicted model, not a curated record.